UUUUGUAGUUGUUGAAUACCGUAUAUUUCAGAUCUAGGGAUUGCUACUUUGUAUUACGUACUUCUCUAGUACUAGUUGCUCACAGAGGUGUGGCGGUGCUGGAAAUCCUGAUUGGCCGAUCGUCCGCCUCAUUUGCGUGUUGCUAGCCUGACAAGCUUCAAGCCAGGACUGCUUCACUCGCGACAGACGAGGAAUGACUUCGGUUUUUCGUUCCUCUCGUUAUUUUCAGUCCCACUAUUAAAUUUCAAAAUUGCUUCAACUUGCGAUCUCGAUUAUGCCGUGAUUUUCCUUAUCCCGUUCUAUUUUGCGACUUCUCACGCGACAAAGAAACUCCAACUCAUUUGACCCGCGUGUCCGACUUGUAUGCCGUCAACGGACAACCCUCCAUUUAUUUCCCCAUCUACAUCUGCAUAGUCGGACGACACUUGGCCUAAUUGUAGUGGCUCCUGCAGCUAUCAUCGACGACGAGCCACAAUGGCUCAAGUCAACCUCAAAGACCAACUACACCAGCUCCAGGCAGCGCGAAACCUGGUGCUGUCCGACGCUGCGCUCUACCCCCAGGUUGUGCAAGGCAUCCUCCCUAUUAUCGGAGUCAAUUCGCGACUGGAGCUACGACGAUGGGGCUCGGAAUUUCUAGCAGAGACUUUCGCAAAUCCAGCACUGGCCACGACGCAGAAAGAGGAACUCGCCGCAACCGUUCUUCCAACCGUGCGAGAGCUUCUCGAUAAUAAUGCGGAAGAUGCGGUAGUGGUUCAAAACGUCAUCCAGAUUGCGGCAAGCUUAUAUCCGUUUGUCUUCAGGCAUAUCAUUCGCCAUCCAGACGAUAAAAUAUUAUGGGAGCAGAUGACCGAAAUCAAGCAUAGCAUACUCAAAAGGAUGGACUCUGCACCGCAUCCAGUUAGGGUGUGCUGCAUAAAGUUUUUGCAGAAGGUUGUCCACAUUCAAACUCCCGGCCCUAUAGCAGAUCCAAGGCGGCCGGAAAGAAACGAGACAUCUAUCGCUAUCGUUCCUCGAACCCACCCUAUACUCAUCAUACCCAAUCUAGAAGCGGAGGCAUCAGGCUUGUUAGAUCGACUUUUAACAGUCCUUCAAGACAAUUCAGAUGAUGCAAUACUAGUGAAUGCGACUUUGAAUUGUCUGGCGAUUAUGCUCCGAACUCGGCCCAGUAUUGCAAGCAAGAUACUCGAGACAAUUCUUAAUUUCAAUCCUAUAAAGACAGGGAAUGGACCUUUUACUCCGACUAUGCGAGUGAAGAUCAAAUCUAUGGAGCGUACAACUCGUGCCGUUCUAAUUAACAUUCUAAAAAGGAACCACAAUCAUCCAAUGGCUGGAAGAAUGCAACAGUACAUUGAACGGCUUACGCAGAACUGCCUUGAGGUCUUCGACGAGUCUUCCCGCAAACGUGCCCUUCCUGUAGAACCGACGGACGGUCUUGAUAAUGCGAAGAGAGCAAAACUAGGCGUCGAUACACCACCUCAGCUCAAAAUACCCCCUAUGCCGGCAGGCCCUAAUAGUUAUGCCCAACUAUAUACUCUUACUGAGGAUUUGGGACUGUCUUCCUUUGAUGUGAAACAACUUCCGCCUGAACUGAUUGUCAAAAUUGCCGUGGCCGUACUUGGAAGAGUCGAUGCCAAUGCCUUAGUGCAGGCGACAGAGGCUAUUCGAACUCGGUAUCAGACUCUUGCAGUGGAACAAGCCAAAAGUCAAGCAGCGGCUGAAGAGGAGGAGGACGAUUACGAGCCUGAAUAUCAGCCAGAAGAUGUACCCGAAGAAGAAAAAGAAGAUAUCACAGCAGCGAUUUUCGGUCUUGAACCCGAAUUGGGCCCAUUCAAACUCCCCAAGCCACCUCCUAUGACUGAAAACGAAGCGGGAGAAGUCGGUCGUGCCGCUGCUGAACGUGUCUUUGAAAUGAUGGUUGCCGCGCCUUCCAAGCCAGUUGCCAAGGGUGCAAGCAACCAGUCAGAACGGAAGGGGUUCGCACGUCUCGCUGGAGGCUCUCUCGACACAAAAGAAGCAUGGGUUAUCAUGCUUGUUCGUAUGGCAACGCGAGCUCCCGCUGGCUUAGAAGCUGCUUCAGGCGAAAUCCGAAAUAUGGACGGUUCACCUACGAUAGCAACGCAUAUUCGUGAACUUCUGUAUCGUCAUAUUCUUGAAGACUUUCGAUCUAGGAUUAAUAUCGGCAUUACAUGGCUUAAUGAGGAGUGGUACAAUGACAGGCAACAAAUGAAAGCCGCAUCAGCAUCGUCGGAGGAUGGUGAAGCAGUGACGGUGCCUCUACAUUACGAUUCUUGGGUACUACGCCUUCUAGGUGGUAUCCUGCCGUAUCUUGACGCCAGAGAUAACAAAGUCCUGAUUCGAUUCCUAAGCGAGAUUCCAGAGGUUACGGCGCCGAUCAUCGGCCGCGUACAGACUCUCGCUCGGGAUCCUGAGCGUGUUAAUUUAUGUGUCCAGACUUUACACUAUCUCAUUAUGCUACGGCCUCCUGCAAGAGAAAUCUGUUUAGACGCCUUGGAGGAAAUCUACAAAACCCACGAGGAAGCUCGUCCAGCAGCCGGUAAAAUCCUUUCCAAGUGGCGAGCACACGUUAUUCAAGCACAACAAACGCAGGAUGCACUGCCCAAUGCGAAUACAGCCGCCAUUGCCAAUGGAGUUCAGGCUGUCAGCUAGUUCUCAGAAUAUUUUUUUAACAUAGAACGGAUGUGUCCAAAUUAUUAUGCUCAAUGUGUGAUGAACAGCAAACAGAUUUCUUGGGAUGUAUACUAUCGUUUCUCUUAGGGCUGUAUUUUAUUUUUAGAGGUCAAAUGCGAUCUUCGAUUGGUGCGGCGACGUUAUAUGUGAUCUGCAUUUCCUAACGCCAGAAUGGUUUUGCGACUAUGUCUACAAUGUGCCACUUCAGCAAUUCAUAAUGUAGAAUUCAGUUCAGGAUCAAUGUGAAAAACGUAGGAUGA
This is a messenger RNA of Talaromyces proteolyticus, 2948 nucleotides long. Its product is annotated as putative mRNA cleavage and polyadenylation specificity factor complex subunit. The record is from RefSeq and is a predicted model, not a curated record. The coding region runs from base 475 to 2667 and encodes 730 amino acids. The transcript has 8 exons. Gene Ontology annotation, cellular component: mRNA cleavage and polyadenylation specificity factor complex. Lineage: Eukaryota; Fungi; Ascomycota; Eurotiomycetes; Eurotiales; Trichocomaceae.